Messenger RNA from Suillus subaureus, 1431 nucleotides. RefSeq names its product ATP-NAD kinase-like domain-containing protein. The record is from RefSeq and is a predicted model, not a curated record. Gene Ontology annotation, molecular function: NAD+ kinase activity. NCBI's taxonomy places the organism in Eukaryota, Fungi, Basidiomycota, Agaricomycetes, Boletales, Suillaceae. The coding region runs from base 1 to 1227 and encodes 408 amino acids. The transcript is spliced from 8 exons. Gene Ontology annotation, biological process: NADP+ biosynthetic process; NAD+ metabolic process.
AUGCAACUUGAAAUCGCACCGUCUAGUUAUGUAAGUCAAGCUUACUUGCUGGCAGCCAUGUUGACUGCUAUGGCCAGCCAUGCGCAACGAGCUCUUCUUUUCUUUCCUUUUCGACGUUAUCUCCACACUCGAAUACGAAAUCGGCCGUUGCUACCUUUGACUUCGCGCGCGAAUUCAUUCAUCCCACAACUACCGCACUCACGUCUUUCUCGUACCUUAUCAUCCCAAGCCCUACAUGAAGCAUCAUACCCUCCACGAUCCAUCCUAAUUGUGAACAAGCUCCGAACUGAUCCUGUGAUUGGGGCAAUUGACGAACUACUGAAUCAUGUAGCGAAGACGUAUCCGGGUGUGAAGGUGUUCUCUGAAGACCGUCCAGACAUUCCAUUCGGCACACAGGUGUGGCGUCCCGGGCCUCAUGCUGAGAAAAUUGAUCUUGUCGUGACUCUUGGAGGUGACGGUACCAUUCUGCAUGCUGCAUCACUCUUUAGUCUUGGAGCAGUCCCUCCUGUGCUAAGUUUCUCAAUGGGCACUCUUGGAUUUCUACUUCCAUUCCAUAUCGAUGACUUUGUGAAAGGGCUCGAAGCAGUGUUUCAGGGCAAGGCAACCAUCCUCGAUCGCAUGCGUUUGUCGUGCACUUUUUAUGACAAGGACCGCAAGAAAAUAGGAUUCGGUGAUGAUGAAUGGCAGGUUAUGAAUGAGAUUGCGCUACACCGUGGGUCAAGCCCACACCUUAAUACCAUUGAUAUUUAUGUAGACGGGCAACACCUCACGGAGGCCGUCUCUGAUGGGGUGAUUGUGUCAACGCCAACGGGAUCAACGGCAUACUCUCUUUCAGCUGGAGGGCCUAUCGUACAUCCCUCCUUGAGUGCUGUAGUACUCGUGCCAAUAUGUCCACGAAGCUUAUCGUUUAGACCACUCGUCUUCCCCUCAUCUUCAUCUGUAACACUGCGUAUCGGUGAUCGUUCCCGUGCUGCGGCCGGCGUUUCGAUGGACGGGCGUGUAUCGCAUGUUCUUAAUCCAGGGGAGUCCGUUACUGUACAGGCUUCACCAUACCCAGUGCCUUGCAUUAACCGCUCCUCCAUAUCCGAUUAUGGAGACGAACAACCAGGCGAGGAAGGCGUUGGUCCCGGAAAAGAGGACGAUUGGGUCCGGGAUAUCAAUAAUUUGUUGCAGUACAAUGCAACGUUUAGGAGCAAGGCGCUUCUUCGUUAUAGCGGCAAAACCUAGGUUCGAGGUAAGCGCCCGAAGAUGUUGUUCUUCCGUUACAUGCUGUAUUUGACGCCGGCUACGAAGGAAAAUGAGCGCUUGGAUUGGCGCUUGAUCUUGGCUGGCGCUUGGUCGAACGCUUUCAGUACCUAGUCGUGUAGUUCUACACUGUUUUUUGCAGUGCAAUGCCAGCGGCAAACUAUCAAAGAUUUUACUAUGACCAAA